Molecule: messenger RNA, 2632 nt
Organism: Monopterus albus (swamp eel)
Lineage: Eukaryota; Metazoa; Chordata; Actinopteri; Synbranchiformes; Synbranchidae
Gene: atp1b2b
Product: ATPase Na+/K+ transporting subunit beta 2b
Exons: 7
Coding region: 318-1172 (284 amino acids)
Biological process (GO): intracellular potassium ion homeostasis; sodium ion export across plasma membrane; intracellular sodium ion homeostasis
Cellular component (GO): sodium:potassium-exchanging ATPase complex
Molecular function (GO): ATPase activator activity
Source: RefSeq, a predicted model, not a curated record
GCAGUAUCACUAGAUUUCUGCACCACUCAUCAAAACUCUGCGGCAUGCAGACAAGAGCCGGGGGGGAGGGCAGUUCCUAGGUCUGUGCUCAGUGUAGGACCAGUGCGUUUUUCCCGUUGCUAAAUCGGUUACUUCAAACUCCAUUCUUUUGUACGUUUUAAGUUCAAGUAUACCUCUUUAAUUGCCUCUCUUCUUCCUAUAGACGCGCUACUACAUAAGGGCUCUCUCUGUCCUUCUCCGGUGUGUGGCCCAUUGUUUCAACCCGGCGCCCAUUGCAUUACAGUGCUUUUAUUAGAGCUCCGAACUUUGGUGACAAAAUGGCAAAGGCUGGGGAAAAAGGCGGCUGGAAGGAGUUUGUAUGGAACCCGAGGACCAGGGAGUUUCUGGGCAGGACGGCGAGCAGCUGGGGUCUUAUCCUUCUCUUCUAUCUAGUUUUCUACAUCUUCCUGGCUGGCUUGUUUGCACUCACCAUGUAUGUCAUGCUGCAGACCUUGGAUGACCACAAGCCAACCUGGCAGGACAGGCUCGCCACACCAGGCAUGGUGAUUAGACCCAAAGGAAGUGAGACCAUUGACAUUGUUUAUUCAAUCCAGAAAACUGAGACCUGGGACACAUACAUUCAGAUUCUGGACAAGUUCCUGUUACCCUACAACGACUCCAUCCAGGCCCAGAAAAAUGACGAGUGCACCCCCGACCAGUACUUUGUGCAGGAGGACAGCGGUGAUGUGAGGAACAACCCGAAGCGCUCCUGUCAGUUCAACCGCAGCUCUCUUUAUAACUGUUCCGGAUUAGACAACAGUCGCUAUGGAUACGAGGAUGGCAAGCCAUGCAUCAUCAUCAAGAUGAAUCGGGUGAUUGGGUUGCGACCAGGAAACAAUGGACAGGCUCCAUAUGUCACCUGUGGUGCAAAGAGAGAAGACUCUAACAAAAUUGGAGAGCUGGUGUACUACCCUCCAAAUGGCACUUUCAAUCUAAUGUACUACCCUUACUAUGGCAAGAAAGCUCAGGUGAACUAUUCUCAGCCUUUGGUUGCCGUCAAGUUCCUUAACAUUACUUUCAAUGAAGAUGUCAAUAUCGAGUGCAAGAUCAACGCCAACAAUAUUCCUGCCGGAAGUGAAAGAGACAAGUUUGCUGGAAGAGUGUCUUUCAAGCUGAGAAUCAACUCCAACUAGGUUUUCCUCUCCUGAACACGGCUUUCUUCGUUCUCUGCAGCAUUGCACAUACACAGAAACAAAUCACAGUUUUCACACCCUAUGUAGGAUUUGAUAAUCAUCCAGGUAGGUUAUGAGAGGAGUCAAGAAUAAAAGGGUGAUAAUCCUGUCAUUAUUCUGUCUGUGGGCUAUGGGACAAAUUCUUUUGUGUUAAUUAGUUUGAGGUGACAUCUAUUUAUACUGCAUGACAAACUAGGGGAUCUAAAGGAUGUGAAGAUGUUUUCAGAGUUUGCAAGAAUCAGCAACAUCACCACUUUACUGUUACUCCCCUCCUGCUGCCUCCUUUUAGAGUAUCCCUCUAUACAUAAAUAUACAUUAAUUACCAAAUACAAAAUACAGUAUACAGUAUCUAUACGGCAUCGUAACCUUAUAACAGUAAGUCUGUUUUGUUGCACUUAAAAGAAUAAUCCAGUAGACUCGUGUUUAUCUUGAUGGGUGGAUGCAGAGGUGAAGUCAUUUUGCAUGUGUGUGUGUGUUGUCUUUAGUGUGCUAUGAGGGCAGGAGGCCCCCAUGUCCCACCUCUCCGCAAAGUGUGAAACAAGGUUAUGAUAAACCACUGACCACCAGGAGGGACCACACUGUAAUCUUCUAAAGCUUGUGCACAGCAAGUACGCAUUUCAAACAACAUGGAGGGAGAUGGAUGUUUUGAAAAAAGCAGGAGUUACAGUCAAGGUCAAAAGCUUUAAGAGCGCGUGUUUAUGUGGUUGUGUGUGUGUUCUGUUCACUAUUCCCAUCUCAUACUGUAGGUCGGGAAAUUGCAUGCAAUGUGCAAUAUUCAUUAAGUGGUGUACCUUAUGAAUAUUUUAGUCCAAUCUUCAGAUGAGAACAUUUCUGUGAUAUUCACCCUGGUUGAUUGACCUGGCAGCAUCUUAGAAAACAGAUGGGUAUUGUUGGGUUGCGAGAAAAUGGUUGAAUCAGUGAUGCCAAAUGAACUAUAAGAUCAGAUGGUACAUGAUCAGUCAUGCCUCAAAUAACAACAAAAACAAAAACAGGACUCCCUCCCCACCCCCAGUACUCCCAGUCACAUAGUGGCUAAUCAAAAAUUUGGCUCCCAGACUAUGCUUACUAUCUAAAUCUGAGUAUCACAUGAAAACAGCAAAAAUUACCCUCCUGCGUGUCUCAGUUUUUAAUCAAAUAAAAAAUACUUUGUUUUUUAUGUGUUGCAUCUAUUUCAUGUAUAUCAGAAAUAGAUGCCAUUUUCAUAUUUUGUAUUGAUUUGCACUGGAAGUGCGCUUUUUUGCUGGGGUUUUUUUAUUAUUUAAUUUUUUGUGAAGCUGUUUUAAUCUACAGUAUGUACAGUUUUGGAGAAGAAGGGUGUAGAAAGUUUGUGUCUGUUCCCUUUGUUUCAUUCAUUCAUUCAUUCAUUCAUUCAUUUUCUACCGCUUAGUCCCUGAAUGGGGUCACGGGGGGGGCCGGAGCCA